AUGUCCCUCAACGCAACAUCCUAUCCCAUCAGCAUCGACGAGAUGCAUGUACCCACUGCGGCGGCUUUAGCCAAACGGCGUGCCGCCCGUCGCGAAAUAGCCAGAAAGGCCGAAAUUAGGCAUCGUCUCGGUCUCGCCGGCAAGGUCGUUUCUUACACCGAUAUGAGUCCUGAUGAGGACUUCACCAUGGACAUGCUCUUUCAGUUUGACUACGCGGCCGACUCUGAGUCUCCUGUGUCCAGGUCUAAAGGUGGGAAGAGUCGGAAGAAGAACAGGAAGAACAGGAACAAGAACAAGAACAAGAAGAAAGCUGCGGAGGUAACCCAUGUUGAAGAUGAAGAACGGGAUGGAUUUGUUAUUGUCAACAGCUCUGGUUACGCUGGAACUGAGAACCCCGGCCAUACUCCUGCUGGCAGGAAUACUGUGACCAGGGCUUGUGUUCCUGACAAUCAGUUCUCAGCCGUUAAACACAUACGACUGCAUUCGGACCGCGCCAAUAGAAGUCCAUGGGAUGCAUUAAGGGUGGUACGGGGGGUGCUUGGGUUCGGCUGGGACUAG
This is a messenger RNA of Aspergillus puulaauensis, 558 nucleotides long. RefSeq lists its product as uncharacterized. Lineage: Eukaryota; Fungi; Ascomycota; Eurotiomycetes; Eurotiales; Aspergillaceae. The record is from RefSeq and is a predicted model, not a curated record. Bases 1 to 558 code for a protein of 185 amino acids. The transcript has 2 exons.